CGAGCUCUCCUUCCAUCAGGCCCCCGGCUUGGGGUGCCUGCCUUCCCCAUGGCCGGCCACCUGGCUUCGGACUUCCCCUUCUCGCCCCCACCUGGUGGUGGGGGCGACGGGACAGGAGGGCUGGAGCCGGGCUGGGUGGACCCUCGGACCUGGCUAAGCUUCCAAGGCUCUCCGGGUGGGCCUGGAAUUGGGCCUACAGUUGGGCCAGGCUCAGAGGUGUGGGGGAUCUCCCCAUGUCCUCCACCUUAUGAGUUCUGUGGAGGGAUGGCAUACUGUGGACCUCAGGUUGGAGUAGGCCUAGUGCCCCAAGUCGGCCUGGAGACCUUGCAGCCGGAGGGCCAGGCAGGAGCCGGAGUGGAGAACAAGUCGGAGGGGGCCUCCCCUGGGCCCUGCACUGCCCUUCCAGGUGCCGUGAAGCUGGAGAAGGAGAAGGUGGAGCCAACCGCAGAGGAGUCCCAGGACAUGAAAGCUUUGCAGAAGGAAUUGGAGCAGUUCGCCAAGCUGCUGAAGCAGAAGAGGAUCACGCUGGGGUACACCCAGGCUGAUGUGGGGCUCACCCUGGGCGUUCUCUUUGGAAAGGUGUUCAGCCAGACGACCAUCUGCCGCUUUGAGGCUCUGCAGCUCAGUUUCAAGAACAUGUGUAAGCUGCGGCCCCUGCUGCAGAAGUGGGUGGAGGAAGCUGAUAAUGAGAACCUUCAGGAGAUAUGCAAAGCGGAGACCCUGGUGCAGGCCCGCAAGAGGAAGCGAACUAGCAUCGAGAACCGCGUGCGGGGGAACCUGGAGAGCCUGUUUCUGCAGUGCCCGAAGCCCACCCUGCAGCAGAUCAGCCUCAUCGCCGAGCAGCUUGGGCUGGAGAAGGACGUGGUCCGAGUGUGGUUCUGUAACCGGCGCCAGAAGGGCAAACGAUCCAGCGUUGACUCCUCCCAGCGAGAGGAGUAUGAGGCUUCGGGCUCUCCUUUCCCAGGGGGGCCUGUAUCCUUUCCUCUGCCCCCAGGGCCCCAUUUUGGUACCCCAGGCUAUGGGAGUCCCCACUUCACCACACUCUACUCUCCCGUCCCUUUUCCUGAGGGUGAAGCCUUUCCCCCGGUCCCUGUCACCUCUCUGGGCUCUCCGAUGCAUCUCAAACUGAGACGCCUGCCCCACUGUAGUUUAGGGGAUUAG
Nannospalax galili (Upper Galilee mountains blind mole rat) is the source of this 1161-nucleotide messenger RNA. It is a transcript of the gene Pou5f1, whose product is annotated as POU class 5 homeobox 1. The record is from RefSeq and is a predicted model, not a curated record. Gene Ontology annotation, biological process: regulation of transcription by RNA polymerase II. Bases 49 to 1161 code for a protein of 370 amino acids. The transcript has 5 exons. Gene Ontology annotation, molecular function: DNA-binding transcription factor activity, RNA polymerase II-specific; RNA polymerase II cis-regulatory region sequence-specific DNA binding. NCBI's taxonomy places the organism in Eukaryota, Metazoa, Chordata, Mammalia, Rodentia, Spalacidae.